GUGGAGGAGGGGCAAAUUCAUCCGUGUUAAAAAGGCUCAGAAAUACAUAAACACACACAUGCUCCAGAGUCGUGACUGCACUGAUGGCAUGAUGCCCCAGAAAAGUGUCCUGGCUUCACAUGAAUUGGGCUCAGUGUUGGACCUGAUGAGCAGAACUGGACCUAGCCAAACCAGAACCAGGCUGGUUCAGAACAGAGAAUGCAAAAUAGCCAUGAAAACGUCUCUUUAGGCCGCUGAAUGUAAAGUUUUUUAACCGGGCCUGGCCUGUUUCUGUCUGUCACUGCUCUGACCAAUAAAGUUUGAAAAAAAUAAAUCGAGUGACGUAGAAAUUACGCGACACAAAACAAGCACGUGUGUAUCCUGAUCGUUUCUAGGUUCAAAAUCGUGUUUUCUGAGCUUUAACCGCGCCGUGAUGGGGGAGCAGAGCCGGCUGUGUUCCGUGUGGCUCGGUUCGGAGACCGGGAUCCUGAAGGGGGUCAGUCUAUCCCACAAACAAGCCUUUAACUUCAGCAACACGCGCCAGCUGAGCCGGGACCAGGAGAUCCGCGCGCUGUGUUGGGGGGACCCGACCGAGACCGAACUGCUGCUCGGAAUCGUGGACGGAACCGUCCGAACCUUUAGUACCGAGAAGGGGAUCUUCACCGAGGUUCGUCGCUGCGGGGACCCGGAGGAGGGUUGCUUCAGCGGACUGGCGGUACUCAGCGGGUCCGGUUCCACCCUGCUCACCUGCGUGGACUCCGGGAAGGUGCGGGUCUGGAGGGAGGACUCCUCCGAACCGGUCACCCAAAUCGACGCCGGGAAAAACGUCUGCAAGAUGCGACAGAGUCCGGUGCAGCCGAACCGAGUCGCGACCGGCGGGAAGGAGAACGGCCUGAAGAUGUGGGACCUGGAGCGGCCUGAGAAACCGGUGUUCACCGCCAAGAACCUCCGGGACGACUAUCUGGAUCUGCGGAGGCCGCACUGGGUCCGGGACAUAGCUUUCAUCCCGGACUCGGAAAAGGUGGUCACGUGCACAGGAUUCCACCAGGUGCACGUCUUUGACCCCUCGUCCCCUCAGAGGCGGCCUGUCCUGGAGGCAGAGUAUGGCGAAUACCCGCUCACGGCUCUGUCGCUACCCAGCAGCGGGACCUCGGUGGUGGUGGGGAACACCCAGGGUCAGAUGGCACUGCUGGACCUGAGGAAGGGGCUGGUUCGUGGCUGCAUGAAGGGGCUGUCGGGGGGCGUCCGUGCUCUGCAGUGCCACGCCUCUCAGCCCCUGGUGGCAUCCUGCGGCCUGGACCGCUUCCUCCGCAUUCACAGCCUGGAGGACCGGAAGCUGCUGCAUAAAGUCUACCUAAAGUCCCGGCUGAACUGCGUCCUCCUGUCCAGCCGAGAGCUGCAGGGGGAAGGGGAGGGCCCCACAGGAGAGGAGGAGGUGAAGGAGGAGGAGGACGCAGAGGAUGAAGUUUGGGACAGCAUGGAGAGGGUGGAGGAGAAGGUGAAGAGGAAAGCUAUAGGAGAUGAAGAGGAGAAGGAGAAGAAGAAGAAGAAAGGAACAGACUAAAGGGACGUUUAAGGUGUCAGGAGAACAUGGGACAUUUGAACUUCAACAGCAACAGACAGAAACUCUUGGGACUGAAGCUGUUUCGAAUGUUCACAGAAUCAUCCGAUCAGAACUCGGUUUCUAAAGCAAUCCUGGUUCUGUUGAUCACAUUUUAUCUGUUUAGUUAUUAUUAAAUACAUAAUGGAUCUGA
Molecule: messenger RNA, 1733 nt
Organism: Nothobranchius furzeri (turquoise killifish)
Lineage: Eukaryota; Metazoa; Chordata; Actinopteri; Cyprinodontiformes; Nothobranchiidae
Gene: wdr74
Product: WD repeat domain 74
Biological process (GO): ribosomal large subunit biogenesis
Cellular component (GO): nucleolus; preribosome, large subunit precursor
Molecular function (GO): protein binding
Source: RefSeq, a predicted model, not a curated record